This is a messenger RNA of Mya arenaria, 2017 nucleotides long. RefSeq names its product caspase-3-like. Gene Ontology annotation, biological process: proteolysis. The record is from RefSeq and is a predicted model, not a curated record. NCBI's taxonomy places the organism in Eukaryota, Metazoa, Mollusca, Bivalvia, Myida, Myidae. Gene Ontology annotation, molecular function: cysteine-type endopeptidase activity. The transcript has 2 exons. The coding region runs from base 445 to 1584 and encodes 379 amino acids.
UACAACGAGAAAAAUGCAAACACUGAUUGAUAUUUAAUCGUACGUCUGCAUAGCUUCAAAUUAAUUUAAACUUCAGGUUUAACACCUGUAAUUUUGAGAUAUGUUUUAUUAUGAAACCAACUAAAUAAAACCGGUGGAAAAGAAGGAUUUGUUUGAAAGACUAUUAAUAAAAGUUGUUAUUUAUGCACUGGAGAUUAAAACUUAACUAUAAAAUUACUGUCAGGGUAUAUGAUAAUAAUGUGAACAUGUCAGCAGUGAAUCCAGACUGAUAUAAACGGAAGGAAUGAUGUUAAAUGGAGUGACGACUAGAGCUGAUAAAAAUUUGAACCAUUUCGAAUGAACAAGGUGUUCUAUAGACAAAAAGUAACAAACAAGAUUCAGGGUAUUAAAAAAACAGGGAGCACAAAAUAUGACAUAAUUCAGACAGAGGAUUGAAAUAGUGACAUGAGCAAUCCGGACAGUUCAAAUGACGACACGGAUGGCGCUGUAGACUAUGCAGACGAUACAGACGAUACAGAUGCACUGGUAUAUCUAACAGUUGACGCGGAAGGCAUUGAACAGAUUCAUCUGGUCUACGAAGAUCUAGCCCCUCGAUCAUUAGACAAAUCUCGCAUGCCGAUAGCAGGCUUCUCUUCAGGUGACGUACACUGCUUGAACCGUCCCGGAGGACGACGUGCCAUCCUUAUCAACAACACGAACUUUUCAAUUGCCGAACCUCGAUAUGGAUCUAACGUCGAUGAAUCGACGUUUUGCCAUCGUCUUAAAAACACGCUCGGAUUCUACGUUGAGCGUUAUCAUGAUAUUAGGUGUACCGAAAUGCUGGAUGCAUUUGCAAGGUUUGCAAGUAGAAAAGAUCACGCGACGAUUGACGUAUUUCUAGCAGUAGUCUUUUCACAUGGUAGCGACGGACGAAUAUGCGGUACUGACGGAGAAAUACAUUUGAGCAAGUUGUUUGCCAUGUUUAAUGAACAAAAUUGUCCAGGUCUAAAGGGGAAACCAAAGGUGUUCAUUAUACAGGCUUGUAGAGGAGAGAAAAAAGACUCAGGUGUAAAUGUUUGUGUCAAUUAUGGAAAAAACAAAGCAGUGAAUUUUUUGAGAAGUACACCUGGUAAUCACAAUGUAGAUGCACUUAACGAUGACAAUGUAGAAGAUGAUGUACAUCCAAAUGGCGAUGAUAAUAAUACACCCACUGAAUCAUUUUGUUAUCCCAAUGAUAAUAACAGAGGAGACAGCUACGAGCUUUUUGGCGAUGCUCCAGACGCCAAGGGUAAUAACAGGGACGAUAUUGAUGCCUUUCAUUUUCUAACGGAUCCGGAAUUUCUUAUCUGCUUCUCGUCUGUGGCAGGGUAUUAUUCAUUCAGAAACAAAACAAACGGUUCCUGGUUCAUCCAAGCAUUAAAUAAGUCCAUUGAUGAAAGCCCGCAUAGGUUUGACUUUUUGAAAACGUUGACCAAAGCCAAUAGAAUUUUAUCCUAUAGCUCUCACUUUAUGUCCAAGUCGAAAGACUUUAAACUCGCAGGCAAUAAGCAAGCAGCAUCCUGUAUGUCCACGUUAACCAAGGACUUGAUUUUUGUGAAAGUAUAAGUAUACCAGAUCAUUCUAGUGUUUUGAAUGUCUGAAGCGACGCACAGAAUUGCUUUUUAUGGCUUUAAUAUAUGAAAUAUAUCAGUAUAAAAUCAGUAGGGUAUUUUUUUGCAUUAAGAAAGUCACUUGAUACGAGGAUUUCGUAGUAGAGCUUUCGAUUCUAUGACUUGUUUUUUACCGCGAUAAAUGCAUUUUGUGAUAAAACUUGGGGCUUACAAACGUAAAAAACGUUAAGAGAAGUAAUUUUGGAUAUACAUACAUUUGGAUAAGUUUACAUUACUAAAAGAUACUGGGUUUGGGACAGUGGACAUGACAGAUAUUUGUGGUUGAAUUUAGAUACAAUAAUGAAUCUUACUAUUAUAUCUAUGAUAAAGCAGUUAAAUUAUUUUGAUGAUUGAAUAUGAUUAUGAAAAUUUGUUAUUUUUGUUUUUAC